AUGGAGAAACUGGUAAUAAUCCAACAUAAUGUGCUUAAAUGGACCUUCAACAGAAGCAGGGAACUCACUGCCUACUACAAGAAAAUUGACCCAGACAUAUUACUUGAUGCAACUGGAAUUGUACAUGACACACCUCUGAAGAUUUAUGGGUACAGUGUGUACAAGCGGAACAUUCAUAAUGAAGACCGUGCAGGCAUAGCAGUAGCAAUAAAAAAGAACCUAGAGUACAAGCUUCUGGAUGAUUUUGUGGAGGAUGUACUUGCAGUGGAAGUCAGGACUAGAAGGGGACCAUUAGUCAUAGGUACAACGUAUCUACCACCGAGAAGGAGACUCUUCCCCAGAGAGGAUAUAAAGAAAAUUCUCCAAAGGCGACAGCCAUCCUACUUGUUCGGUGACCUAAAUGCUUCUCAUGGUCAAAUGGGCUUUGACAGAAAUAAUGCAAAUGGAGAUCAAGUGCAUGACCUAAUAAAUAGGGGGAUAGCCUCACACCUGGGGCAUGAUUUCCCCACCUUUGUAGGCAUAAAUUUAGGUAGACCGGACAUCCUUCUAGCAAACAGGCAAGCCCACCUGAACUAUGCACUUCAGCAAGGAGCAUUAACAUCCUCCAAUCAUCUACCAGUGAUCCUGACUCUAGCUACUGAAAGUAUUGUGAUUCCCACUGCUCCAAGAAACUGCCCCACAAAUGCAGACUGGGAAAAUGAACAGCCAGAAGUAAAGGAUAAAACAUACAUUGAUAAUAAGUUGAAGGAUUGGUUUGAUACCAUAGCAAGGGCAGUAAAAGAUAAUAUCCCUAUAAUAGGGUACAGGAUACUAAAAUCUCCAGAGAAUAGCAACCAACUCAAACUACUGCAGUGGCAAUUUGAAAACUUAGAAAGAGCCUCAAGAUUAAACAGAUGGUCAGGGGAGACUUUCCACAGGGCAAAACGACUACAAACCCUAAUAACUGAAGAAUCCAAAGUCCUCCAUGAUCAGCAUUGGGAAAGAAUAGUAAAAUCAGCUAACGAUCUGUAUGGACACCCAGCAAAAUUCUGGGAAAACAUCAGCCGACUACUGGGGAAAGAAGGUGAUUCGGCCCCAUACAUAACUGACAACAAUAGAAAAAUCUACCAAGAUAAUGAGAAAGAACUGGUGUUCAGAGAAUACUGUCAGAACAUCUUCAGAAUAACUGAUUAA
Molecule: messenger RNA, 1173 nt
Organism: Macrobrachium nipponense
Lineage: Eukaryota; Metazoa; Arthropoda; Malacostraca; Decapoda; Palaemonidae
Exons: 1
Coding region: 1-1173 (390 amino acids)
Source: RefSeq, a predicted model, not a curated record